This is a messenger RNA of Girardinichthys multiradiatus, 3956 nucleotides long. RefSeq names its product thioredoxin reductase 2, tandem duplicate 2 (gene txnrd2.2). The record is from RefSeq and is a predicted model, not a curated record. The transcript has 17 exons. NCBI's taxonomy places the organism in Eukaryota, Metazoa, Chordata, Actinopteri, Cyprinodontiformes, Goodeidae. The coding region runs from base 264 to 1802 and encodes 512 amino acids. Gene Ontology annotation, cellular component: cytosol; mitochondrion. Gene Ontology annotation, molecular function: flavin adenine dinucleotide binding; glutathione-disulfide reductase (NADPH) activity; thioredoxin-disulfide reductase (NADPH) activity. Gene Ontology annotation, biological process: glutathione metabolic process; cellular response to oxidative stress; cell redox homeostasis.
GCACGAUAUGCCUUUUUCUCCACUUGAGCACCUGCCCCUAUUUAUUACUUUAUUCUGGUAUUAUUAGGACUUUAUUCUCGUAGACCUAAUAUUAUGUCUAUAUUCUCGUAAUUUCCAAAAAACAAUUUGUUUUAUUCUGGCACUAAUACUCCGUCGUAGAAAUGCAAUCAAAUUUCAAUUUUCUUCCUUUAAAAUUAGAGUAAUUUAUUUCAGGCAAUUCUGUAACCAACCUUUCCGGUCCGGGGUCCUUCCACAAUAACAUCAUGGCUGCCCUCUGUAGAGGCAGACAUAGGUGGAAAGGAUUGAAAGGUUUGCUGGUUUUUACCAGAAACUUUACAGGGAGGUAUGACUAUGACUUGGUGGUUAUUGGUGGUGGUUCUGGAGGCCUGGCCUGCUCCAAAGAAGCGGCACAGCUAGGACAGAAAGUCGCUGUUCUAGAUUAUGUGGAACCGACUGCUAAAGGAACCAAGUGGGCUCUUGGUGGCACAUGUGUCAAUGUUGGCUGCAUUCCUAAGAAGCUCAUGCAUCAGGCUGCUCUCCUUGGGACCGCCAUCAAAGAUGCAAAGAAGUACGGCUGGCAGAUGCCCGAGACAGUCCACCAUGACUGGGCUACAAUGGCAGAGGCAGUCCAGAACCAUGUCAGAUCUUUAAACUGGGGCCACAGAGUCCAGCUCCAAGACAAGAAGGUAAAAUAUCUGAACCUCAAAGGCAGUAUGCUGGAUGAACACACAGUGAGAGGUCUGAGCAAAGCAGGAAAGGAGACGAUCCUGACUGCCAAGAACAUUGUGAUCGCCACAGGUGGACGACCCAAGUACCCCACACAAAUUCCUGGAGCAGUGGAGCACGGCAUCACCAGUGAUGACAUCUUUUGGCUGAAAAGGGCUCCUGGAAAAACACUCGUGGUUGGAGCCAGCUAUGUUGCUCUCGAGUGUGCCGGCUUCCUAACAGGCAUUGGCUUGGACACCACAGUGAUGGUUCGCAGCGUCGCCCUCCGGGGUUUUGAUCAGCAAAUGGCAGGUCUCGUGACGGAUUACAUGGAAGCUUAUGGGACCAGGUUCAUGUGGAGGUCUGUGCCGAAAAGAGUGGACAAGCUCUCCUCAGGGACCCUGCAGGUGACGUGGAGCGACACGGAGACAGGCAGGGAGCACAAAGACACCUACGACUCUGUGUUAUGGGCAGUCGGAAGAGCUCCUGAAACCAAAGCCCUUGGCCUCGACAAGCUGGGUGUGCAGCUCAACAAGCAGUCGGGGAAAAUACUUGUAGGCCCUGACGAAUCUACCUCGGUGCCAAACGUCUACGCUUUCGGUGACAUCAGUGAGGGUCGUCCUGAGUUGACCCCAACUGCCAUUAAGGCGGGAAAGCUCCUUGCCCACAGGCUGGUCGGUCACAGCGCCGACCUCAUGAACUAUGACAGCGUGGCCACGACAGUGUUCACCCCACUGGAGUACGGCUGUGUUGGUCUAUCAGAGGAGGAGGCUGAGAGGAGACAUGGAAAAGAUGGGAUAGAGGUUUUUCAUGCCUUCUACAAGCCUCUAGAAUUCACCGUUGCAGAGCGUGAUGCCAGCCAGUGUUACAUUAAGGUUAUAUGUGAGAGGGGAGGUCAUCAGAAGAUUCUGGGUCUCCAUUUUACUGGUCCAAAUGCUGGGGAGGUUAUACAGGGUUUCUCUAUGAGUUUGCAGUGUGGAGCAACAUAUUCUCACCUGUUGCAGACAGUUGGAAUCCACCCCACCUGUGCUGAGGAAGUGGUCAAGAUCCACAUCACAAAGCGCUCUGGUUUGGACCCAACAGUCACUGGCUGCUGAGGUUAAGCACCUUGGUUUCUGAGCACACCGAGCACACAGAGUCCCUACGUGGUUUCUCAGAAGGCCUGGGUUUAUGCUGCUCUCUCUAUUUUCAUCUCUCCAUUAAAAUCUCCCAGUUUUACUGUACUUGCAGGGACUGUUUACUGCACCCUCGUCUGCUGGAGGGUCUGGCCACAGGCCACUGAUUCAGGUCAUCAUUAUCUGCUAAUGCCAACAACCAGGACUGUUAUUGUCCUAUAAACACAGACGUGUGCUAUGAAAGAACAGAGCUAUAGAUCAGGGUAAUGAGAGUGAGGGCCCUGUGCCGAACGGGCUUCUCAUAAAUAAACAAACACAUCAGUCAAGAUUGAAAAAAAAUAUUUAAGAUUUUGUCGAAAAUUCACAAGAAAUGCGGAAUGGGUCUGAAUUUUCUUCUGAAUAUACGUUCUGCAAAUAUUGUUGUUUCUCUGGCUGUACUUCCUGUCCAUUUGUCUUCGAGGUGACACAUACCAUACACCCCCCCCCCCAACAUGACACUGAUGGAUGGCCCCAGGGCCGUCGCUGCAGCGACACCGCUCCAUUUCCCAUGGACACACACACACAAAUAGUCAGCAGGGCUCCUGUCAGUCAGCCUGCAGGCUUGGACCAAGCAGCUCCAGCUUGUUUUCGGCUCAGCAGAGUCCUGCAGACCCCUUCAUUUCCCCCUAUGCACUUCUCCAUGAACAAGCAUGGACACACAUACUAAUAUGUACUGCUAAAGGUGCAUGAAUGCCACAUCCAAGGCUUACGCAGCUCCAUUUAUUGAUAGUACUCAUCUGAGUAUUUCAUUUAAGUUGCACUACCCAAACUUACCCAAGGGUGGCACUGUUGCCCUCCAGUUUUGCAAUAUUUUCUGAGCCAAUAAUGGAAGACAGGAUGAAGCAGUCACUGUAUAAAAUAUAAGCCAGAAUGCACUCAGGUUGCACAUUCAAUCCCUUUAAUCCCUGUUAGAGAUACGUGCCUCCAGAAGAAGCUGGAAAGCAGUCUGACUUUAUUGGUGCCAAGCUGAUAAAGGUUAUCUGUUGUAUAUUUACAUGGUUGGCAGGUUAGCCCUCAAGAGUCAUCAUCCUUGAAGAUAAGGAGACUUGUUUAUAUCAAUAAAGCAUUAAUGGACCCUUGAGUUUGCCAAAAUGCUCAACUGUUCAACCUGCUGCUUGUGUCAGACAUCUUGGCUGUAUUAAGUCAAUGAGGAGAGAGGAGAAGAUGUCAGUAACCAGCAGAAAUCGAAGAAGUCAGCUGGAGUUUAUUUCUAUUUGAACUCUAAUCUGCCGGGUCUGAUUAAUGAUUCCGAUGAGGGGAGUGACAGAUCGUCAGGAGAUGGAGAGAUGGGAAAAAGAGAGCACGAAAGCUACCAGGUUUGUUUGGGCCUCGGCCUGAGGAGAGAGAGCUGAGUACCAGUCCCGGUUGGGGAGGGAAGGGGGAUUCCUGUGUGCUCUGUUCAGGGCCGAGGUGCUGACUGAGGGACCCUGACCUCCGCUCAGCAGGAACAGCUUGACUCUAUCACUUGGAGCACAGAGGGCUCAUGUGCUGUAGCACAGCACAGCAGGGGCCAUGGAAGGGGGGGGUUAAACAGAGAAGGAGGGGCACCCUGGGCCAGGGAGCAGAACCAUCCAACACAAUACUGAGUUGUGCCCUGGGUUACUUAGUCUAUGUUCCUGUGCUUAACGAGCCACUUCAGGGGCCACCAAAGUGGGCCCCAGGCAUUGUAAGGGAAGUCAUUGAGACCAUUGGUUUAACUGUAAUAUCUGUUUGCAUUUUACCCUUCCCUUCCCUUCUGCUGUGUCCUGUGUCCUCUCAUAUACACACAUAUCACACAUAAAAACACUUAUUUCUUUAGUUUUACUGAAAUAUCUCUUGAUUGAUUCCUGUUUAGUAUUGAUAUUGAGGUCAAAUAUUUGCCCUUUAAGCCUCAGCUGUGCUCCACGGUGCAGCAGUGUGCGAGUGGGGGUCAGGGCUCAACUUUCAGGUCGGCCAGCUAAUGAUGACCUGCACUAAAAUCCAGAACGGGCGAGUGCAGGCCUGAUGUCACCUGGCCACAAACUGUAGGACCUGUAAAUAGAGAAAUGUGAUUUUAGUAUAUAUAUAAAAAACAACCCUGUUUACAGUAUCAAUAAUAAAGAAAUGAUGACCACUGUU